AGAUAUAUAUCUAGAGAGUAGGGGUAGUGGAACAGGCAACAGCGAUCGGUAGCGUUUGAGACGAGAAAAAAAUGAGGACACAGAACAUGGCGAGCGAAGAUCUGGAGAACAGAGAUGUUAAAAACAUGGGGAACGAUUACCCUUCUUCGUACAACGCGUCUACUUAUUACCAAAAUACUACAGAGAAGAAAUCGUUUUCUUGGUUGAUUCCUGCGUUUGUGGUGGCUAACGUUGUUAUGUUCAUAGUCACCAUGUAUUACAACAAUUGCCCCAAAAACAAUUCUGGGGUUCAAGGAGGCUGCGUGGCUGGGUUUCUCGGCAGAUUCUCCUUUCAGCCUCUCAAGGAAAAUCCCCUUUUUGGACCCUCUUCCUCAACAUUGAGUAACUUGGGAGGUCUUGACUGGAACAAAGUGGUUAAUGGGCAUCAAGGAUGGAGACUUGUCUCUUGUAUCUGGUUGCAUGCAGGUGUUAUUCAUCUGCUUGUGAAUAUGUUCAGUCUGCUCUUCAUUGGGAUUCGCCUUGAACAGCAAUUUGGUUUUGUGCGAAUUGGGGUUGUCUACCUCUUAUCAGGAUUUGGAGGGAGUGUUCUUUCUUGCCUUUUCAUUAGAAAUAGCAUCUCUGUUGGUGCCUCUGGUGCACUGUUUGGACUUCUUGGAGCCAUGCUUUCAGAACUUCUUAUAAACUGGACUAUCUAUACAAACAAGGUUGCAGCAUUAUUGACACUUGUGUUCAUCAUUGCCAUCAACUUAGCUGUUGGAAUUCUACCUCAUGUUGACAAUUUUGCGCAUAUUGGGGGAUUCCUGACAGGCUUCCUCCUUGGCUUUAUUCUGCUGGUCCGACCUCAGUUUGGCUGGGUGGAGCGGGGCAAUCUUCCAGCCAAUGUUCGUGCAAAAUCCAAAUACAAGCCAUACCAAUAUGUAUUGUGGUUGGUCUCAUUAGUCUUGCUGAUUGUUGGUUUCACUGUUGGGCUGGUAAUGUUGUUUCGAGGGGUUAAUGCGUAUCAGGAAUGCCACUGGUGUCAUUACCUUAGCUGUGUCCCUACUUCAUUAUGGGAUUGUGGGAGUAACUGAAGUCUCAUGUGGCUCUUCAUCUUUUCAUCUGAUUUGUAAAAAUCUUGUUCUUCGCUGUGUAUAUGCAUAUACGAUUUGAAGAGUAUGGACUCCCUUCCCCUCCCCACUA
Telopea speciosissima is the source of this 1179-nucleotide messenger RNA. RefSeq names its product RHOMBOID-like protein 2. The transcript has 5 exons. Gene Ontology annotation, cellular component: membrane. NCBI's taxonomy places the organism in Eukaryota, Viridiplantae, Streptophyta, Magnoliopsida, Proteales, Proteaceae. The record is from RefSeq and is a predicted model, not a curated record. The coding region runs from base 72 to 1070 and encodes 332 amino acids. Gene Ontology annotation, molecular function: serine-type endopeptidase activity. Gene Ontology annotation, biological process: proteolysis.